GGAGCCACCUCUCCUGCCGGCAGCCAGCACCGUUUUCCUCUCAUCUGUAGCUGCCAGCCCUCCUGAGGACCGACAUGGCCCAGGAGCGCCCCUCCUGUGCCCUGGAGCCCGAGCAUGUCCAGCGCCUGCUGCUGUCCUCUUUCGAGGCCAAGAAGUCAGCCUACUGCCCCUACAGCCGCUUCCGGGUAGGGGCUGCCCUGCUCACCAGGGACGGGAGGAUCUUCUCCGGGUGCAACAUAGAAAAUGCCUGCUACUCACUAGGUGUAUGUGCUGAACGAACUGCUAUCCAGAAGGCCAUCUCUGAAGGGUACAAGGAUUUCAAGGCCAUUGCUGUCUCCAGUGAUUUGCAAGACGACUUCAUCUCACCAUGCGGGGCCUGCCGACAAGUCAUGAGAGAGUUUGGCACGGACUGGGCUGUGUAUAUGACCAAGACAGAUGGCACAUAUAUGGUCAGGACAGUCCAGGAGCUGCUGCCAGCCUCCUUUGGGCCCAAAGACCUGCAGAAGACCCACUGAAAGCCAGAGAGGAUCCACUGCCUGUGAGGGCCUGAGUUCCCAUGGGUGCUUGAGUGACAGCUCCUGGAAGAUAUCAGAAUGAUGUUCUUGUUGGGCCUGGUGACACCUACCACAUGGGUCCCAAACCCUCAUGGGCUGGGUGGAGUGACUUCCCUAACUGUACUCACACAGGUAGAGUUGUCACUUAGCCCAGGCCAGAGCCACUCCUCACAUCCCUGUCCUCAGGGACUCAGCACUCCAUCCCUGCCCUCCCUUCCUGCCCGCCCUCCCUAGCAUUCCAAGCCUGGCCUGCCCCCAGGGUUCUGUCCUGUUCCUGCAACUUGUCUGAUUAUAAAUGUGACAGAACAUCCUGAUUCAAAAAACAUGUUUUAUUCUGUUU
Messenger RNA from Nannospalax galili (Upper Galilee mountains blind mole rat), 894 nucleotides. RefSeq names its product cytidine deaminase (gene Cda). Gene Ontology annotation, molecular function: zinc ion binding; cytidine deaminase activity. Gene Ontology annotation, cellular component: cytosol. The transcript is spliced from 4 exons. Bases 75 to 515 code for a protein of 146 amino acids. The record is from RefSeq and is a predicted model, not a curated record. Lineage: Eukaryota; Metazoa; Chordata; Mammalia; Rodentia; Spalacidae.